Lentinula edodes (shiitake mushroom) is the source of this 744-nucleotide messenger RNA. RefSeq lists its product as uncharacterized. Lineage: Eukaryota; Fungi; Basidiomycota; Agaricomycetes; Agaricales; Omphalotaceae. Bases 1 to 744 code for a protein of 247 amino acids. The transcript has 2 exons. The record is from RefSeq and is a predicted model, not a curated record.
AUGGUUCACUCUCGCUCCGUGCUUACAGCCGUUAUUGCUGUCGGAGUGGCUUCCUCUGUUCUUGCUAUUCCCGUACCACCUGCUUCUACCAAUACUGGAGGCCCCAACAAUGGUGUAACGCCAACACCUUCCAAUCUUCUUGUGUCAGGUCAAAAUGUCAUGCCUAGCUAUGCUUCCAACUCUCCUUCCCCCAAUGUCAAUUUUGUGUUGGGACAAUCAUCUUCGAAUGAUAGUCAGGCGCAAGGUUCUCCUAUCCCUGCAGGAAAUGUAAAGCGGGCUUUGGAGAGAGAAAGUCGAUAUCUCGAUAUCACCGUUCAAGACAAUGUCGACUCAGAGGAGCCCAACGAGGGUCUUACUACCAGUACCGUUCGUCGCGAAAUUCUCGAACGAGGUCCUGACUUCAAUAUCGAAACGGCGAUGGAAGAACUCGCGUCGACUAAGUAUGACUGGUCGAAGUUUUUGGAGAACACGCAGCAGGGACAGAUGAUCAAGAAGAUGGAUAAUGACUCUCAGAACAAUUGGAAAACGUACUUUCUUUCGGUGAAAACCAGCAGAGAACGUCCUACGAAUUCACGCGCUAGCGGUGCCCCUCAAUCUACUGCUGGUCCUGGUUCUCAGAGUCACAAUUAUGAAAAUCUUGGCGACAAGGACGUGAAAACUGGUGCAGGUCUCACUCCUCUGAUGCGCCGUGCUCGGUCGAGAGCUCGCGCUUCUCCUUAUAAUCAUGUCGAGGACUUGGAUUGA